Molecule: messenger RNA, 3334 nt
Organism: Populus nigra (black poplar)
Lineage: Eukaryota; Viridiplantae; Streptophyta; Magnoliopsida; Malpighiales; Salicaceae
Product: alpha-L-fucosidase 2-like
Exons: 11
Coding region: 638-3274 (878 amino acids)
Biological process (GO): carbohydrate metabolic process
Molecular function (GO): alpha-L-fucosidase activity
Source: RefSeq, a predicted model, not a curated record
UUAAUCUAAAUGUGGAAGAUCUGUCUAAAACAUCACUUGCUAGUGAAACUUAAAACCGAGCAUGAGGUUAGUUUAGUUCUGAAUACAUGGCAUGCAUGGUGAGGAGAUGCCCAGUAAGCCCUUCAACUAUCUAUCAACAAGCACAUGGCAGUAGUUGCUCUGGGUUUGUUUGAGAUAGAAACAACAAUUAAAUCCGUAAUUAUCUUCCAGUUUCCUUAUUUUGGUCCCUCCUCCUCCUCCAACCUUUCCCAAAAAGGGUGAGGAUAGAGGAGUUAGGAGUUGAGUUCUCGUUGGCUAUAAUAGUUUAGGGAGACUUGGAUCAAUUAGCCUCAAGUUUCUUAAUAUCAACAGUAAUAUCGUCACGAGUGAGCAACACUCCUGGCUCCUCAGUUGCUGCCAGUUCCUUCUCUUGCCUUGAAAGAAACACAAAAAGUUAAAAACAAGGGACACAGAGCACGUCAGGGAAGCAUGACAAGCCACAAAACAAGACAAAAACAAAAUUGUCACUUUUCCUACGCCAAGCUAUUUUAAGAAAAUAUCAUUUACAAUCACAAAACAAACUCUACGCUUCCCUUCUUGUUUUCCUUUUUUCUUCUAAUUCACAUUUUCUUCCUUUCUUCACCCACUUGUACUGACAAUGGAUAGUGGAGAGUGGGUUUUUGUAACACGACCAACCGAGAAAGACUUGUGGAACCCAACUUCAACUGAGUUGGAGGAUUCCAGACCGUUAAAAGUCACUUUUAGCGGGCCGGCCAAGUACUGGACGGAUGGAAUUCCGAUCGGUAAUGGCCGUCUUGGUGCCAUGGUGUGGGGUGGUGUUUCAUCAGAACUUAUCCAACUGAAUGAGGACACAUUAUGGACAGGAACUCCAACUGAUUUUACUGACCCUGCUAUACCACAAGCAUUAUCAGAGGUUAGAAAUCUUGUUGACAGUGGUAAAUUUUCAGAAGCAACUAAAGCAGCAGGAAGGAUGUUUGGAAAAUAUACCAAUGUUUACAAACUACUUGGUGAUAUCAAGCUAGAAUUUAAUGGUUCCACAUAUGCCGAAGGAACAUAUUAUAGAGAGCUAGACUUAGAUACUGCAACAGGAAGAGUAAAGUAUACCGUGGAUGAUGUAGAAUUCACAAGGGAACACUUUGUAUCUAAUCCAGAUCAAGUGAUUGUGACCAAGAUUUCUGGAAGCAAAGCACAGUCUGUAUCCUUUGCUGUAUCUUUAGACAGCAUAUUAGAGCAUCAAUGUUACCUAACAGAUGAAAAUCAACUUGUAAUGGAAGGAAUUUGCCCUCGAAAAAGGAUGACAACAGAAGUGAAGGCAAAUGAUGAUCCAAAGGGAAUGAAGUUCACUGCUGUUCUUGAUUUACAGAUUAGUAAUGGCGCACGUUUGGUACGUCUUCUGGAUGACAACAAGUUGAAGGUUGUUGGAGCAGAUUGGGCUGUGUUGCUGCUGGUGGCUUCAUCUUCAUUUAAAGGGCCAUUCGUGGAUCCUUCAGAUUCAAAGAAAAAUCCUACUUCUGACUCUCUUCAAGCAAUGAACUCAAUAAAAAAGCUGUCAUAUUCUCAGCUUUAUUCACGUCAUUUAGAUGACUUUCAGAAUCUUUUUCACCGUGUUUCAUUGCAGCUGGAGAAGAGCUCUGCUAUUGGAGAUGGGGUUUCAGAGAUCAAGAAUCUUAUGCCUUCAGUGAUUGAAGAUUUCGAAGGGAAUAAAGAUGUUGUGGUUCCAACAGUAGAGAGAAUAAAGUCCUUUGAAUCUGAUGAAGAUCCUUCCUUGGUGGAGCUUCUGUUCCAGUUUGGUCGAUAUUUGCUUAUUUCUUGUUCACGCCCCGGAACUCAGGUGGCUAAUCUUCAAGGAAUAUGGAACAAGGAUCUUUAUCCAGCAUGGGACUCUGCUCCAACCUUGAACAUCAAUCUUGAAAUGAACUAUUGGCCUUCGCUGCCUUGCAACCUCAGAGAGUGCCAGGAGCCCUUGUUUGAUUUCAUCAAAUCUCUAUCAAUCAAUGGAAGUAAAGUUGCACAAGUAAACUACAUUACAAGUGGUUGGGUUGCGCAUCACAGGUCUGACAUAUGGGCGAAACCAUCCGCAGAUAUGGGAAAUCCUAAGUGGGCAAUAUGGCCAAUGGCUGGGGCCUGGGUUUGUACACACUUAUGGGAGCACUACACUUAUACACUGGACAAAGAUUUUCUUAUAAAUACGGCAUACCCUCUGUUGGAAGGAUGUGCAUCAUUUUUGGUGGACUGGUUGAUUGAAGGGAAUGAUGGAUAUCUGGAAACCAACCCGUCAACAUCUCCAGAACACAUGUUUAUUGCCCCAGAUGGUAAUUCUGCUUCUGUGAGCUACUCGUCAACCAUGGAUAUGGCUAUCAUCAACGAAGUAUUUUCUGCAAUUGUUUCUGCUUCUGAGGUUUUAGGCAGAAGUGAGGAUGCUCUUGUUCAGAAAGUGCUCAAGGCUCAACCAAGGCUUUAUCCACCAAAUAUUGCUCCAGAUGGUUCUAUCAUGGAAUGGGCACUCAAUUUCAAGGAUCCUGAGGUGAAGCAUCGACAUAUUUCACAUCUAUUUGGGCUGUUUCCAGGGCACUCAAUAACCUUAAAGAAAAAUCCAGAACUCUGUAAAGCCGCAGAAAAUACUCUCUACAAAAGAGCUGAUAUGCGUUGUCCACAAAUGGGGAUGGAAAAUGCCUUUGAAGCAUGGCAUUACUCAGAGUAUAAUAGUCAGGUAAUGUUGCUUUUUAAUUUUCAUUUAACAGGAGAGGAUGGCCCAGGAUGGUCGAGUGUAUGGAAAACUGCUGUAUGGGCACGUCUACAGAACAGUGAGCACGCUUAUACAAUGGUUAAGCAUUUGAUUAGAUUGGUAGACCCGGCGGAUCAGAAGAUAGGUUUCGAAGGUGGACUAUACAGCAACUUAUUUGCAGCACACCCUCCUUUUCAAAUCGAUGCCAAUUUGGGGUUCCCAGCCGCAGUUUCGGAAAUGCUUGUCCAGAGUACCAUGACGGAUUUGUACUUGCUUCCUGCUCUUCCUCGAGAUAAAUGGGCAAAAGGGUGUGUGAAAGGAUUGCAAGCACGUGGGGGGAAUACAGUCAACAUAUGCUGGGACAAAGGAGAUCUUCAAGAAGUAGGCCUUUGGUUGAAGAAGGAUGGGAGUUGUUCUCUCCAAAGAUUACAUUAUAGAGGAACUACAGUUACGACAAGCUUAUCAUCUGGGAUAAUUUACACAUUUAAUUCACAGUUGCAAUGUAUAAAGUCGUUCUCGCUUUCGGAAGUGGCCUUCCCUCGAGUUUAGAGAUAGUCUUUGUUCAAUUUCAAUCUUGAAAAGAAUAUUCCAUGAACGUGCAUUUACAAA